Messenger RNA from Xyrauchen texanus (razorback sucker), 808 nucleotides. RefSeq names its product endophilin-A1-like. Lineage: Eukaryota; Metazoa; Chordata; Actinopteri; Cypriniformes; Catostomidae. Bases 305 to 562 code for a protein of 85 amino acids. The transcript has 3 exons. Gene Ontology annotation, cellular component: cytoplasm. Gene Ontology annotation, molecular function: protein binding. The record is from RefSeq and is a predicted model, not a curated record.
GUCAUGUUGAAUUGAACAAAGUAGUGAUCAGAGACAUGUAAAGGAGUAUCAAGAAUAUUUGAGUUGGUACAGUUACAUGUAAAAAUGAGGUCCAGCUGGUUUGCCCGAUCUGUGAGUUGCUGUAGUGCUUAGUCUUUCCAAGUCAAAUGAGGCCAGAAGAGCAUGAAGUUCAGUGGACUGGUGCUUGUCUUGGUGUAUGUUGAAAUCUCCAAGAACCACAAGUUGCCUACCAUCUUCCGGGAAGGAGGACAUCAGGACGUCCAACUCCUCAAGAUAGUUUGCCAGCUGGCCUGGAGGGUGAUAGAUGACAACAACAUGGAUUUUUUACCAUUUAAGAAAACUUGAAGGUCGGCGUCUAGAUUUUGACUACAAGAAGAUGCGUAAAGGCAAGAUUGUGGACUCUGAUAUAAAGAAGGCUUUCGAAAAGUUUGAAGAAUCCAAAGAUAUUGGAUUCAGCAGUUUGCAGACCAGUGAUGCCUCAAUCCAGGAGGUGGAGGACAAAUCUCAGUUGCCACCACGUCUGAGACUGUCAAUACACACAUCUUAUGACGUAGCUUGUUGAGCGCAUUACCACGAAGACGUAGCGCGUGUGGAGGCUUCACGCACAACCACAUAUUAUAGUGAUCAUGAGGAGGUUACCCCAUGUGACUCUACCCUCCCUAGCAACUCAGCCAAUUUGGUUGCUUAGGAGAACUGGCUGGAGUCACUCAGCAUUCCCUGGAUUCGAACUCACGACUCCAGGGGUGGUUGUCAGAGUCAAUACACACUGAGCUACCCAGGCCCUAGAACACAACAUAAGGAUUAAAAG